Molecule: messenger RNA, 4792 nt
Organism: Manis javanica (Malayan pangolin)
Lineage: Eukaryota; Metazoa; Chordata; Mammalia; Pholidota; Manidae
Gene: TEX2
Product: testis expressed 2
Cellular component (GO): endoplasmic reticulum
Molecular function (GO): lipid binding
Source: RefSeq, a predicted model, not a curated record
GGCUGCCGGUGCCCGGGGGCGGGCGGGCGGCAGGACAGCUGCCGGAGCUGAGCCCGAGUCGGAGCCGUGGCGGCCGCGGAUCACCGGCGCGGGCGCAGUGCCAUGAGGCAGCCCGCGGAUCCCGGAGCCUGAGCCCCUGUGAAGCCGGCAAUGACAAGCCUGAGUGGUGGCCAUGCCGGAAAACCCACUGACAUGCCAAAACCAUCAGCCCCCAGGGUGCAGGUGCAGAGGUCCGUGUCCCGAGACACUAUCGCCAUUCACUUCUCGGCAUCCGGGGAGGAAGAGGAGGAAGAGGAGGAGGAGUUCAGGGAGUCCCUUGAGGAGGGGCUGGGUGACCGAAGCAUUGUAACGGGGCUUGAAGCCAAGGAAGACCUCUAUCUUGAACCCUGUGGCCAUGACCCUGCUGGCCCUGCUGCCCAGCCCAGCCUGGCAGAUGAACUGUCUGUGUCCCCUGCCGUUUUGCCUGUGUCCAAGAACACUGUAAAGCUCUUGGAGUCCCCUCCUCGGGCAGUGCAAGUAUUCAGUACAGUGCCAUUGGCUCUGUCCCCAGGUGCAUCUUCAUCCGGGCCCUUAGCUAGCUCUCCCAGUGUGUCAUCCCUUUCUGAGCAGAAAACCAGCUCUUCUUCUACGUUGUCCUCUCCUUCCAAGUCUCCCAGCCUCUCAGCCAGUGCCUCGUCCUCCGCCCUUUCCAGCACAAAGCCCUUCAUGAGCCUUGUGAAGUCCCUGUCAACCGAGGUAGAGCCGAAAGACUCCCCCCACCCGCCAAGGCACAGGCACUUGAUGAAGACAUUAGUCAAGUCUCUGUCCACAGACACCUCCAGGCAGGAGUCAGACACUGUGUCCCAUAAGCCGCCUGACUCCAAGCUGAAUCUACACCUGUUCAAGCAGUUCACACAGCCACGAAACACAGGUGGGGAUUCCAAAACCGCACCCUCUUCCCCACUGACUUCUCCCUCUGACACGCGCUCCUUUUUUAAAGUGCCCGAAAUGGAGGCUAAAAUCGAAGACACUAAACGACGCCUUUCAGAAGUCAUAUAUGAGCCUUUCCAGCUCCUUAGUAAAAUUAUAGGGGAAGAAAGUGGCAGCCAUAGGCCCAAAGCCUUAUCUUCAAGUGCUUCAGAACUCUCCAAUCUGUCCAGCCUGAAUGGUCACUUGGAAAGCAAUAACAACUACAGCAUCAAGGAGGAAGAGUAUGAUUCCGAGGGGGACGGCUCUGGGAGUGACCCCAGCGUCCCCAAGAGUGACCCCUCAAAACCCACUGAUGAGCCCACAAGAGAGGCGGAACUGAAAAGCUCCCAGGUGAGCAGCCUGAAGGAUUUAGGCCUGAAGACUGGUUCUCUAGUUCUUGAGAAAUGUUCUUUGUCUGCCCUAGUGAGCAAAGAAGAUGAAGAGUUUUGUGAACUGUACACUGAGGACUUUGAUUUGGAAACAGAGGGCCAGAGUGAUGCUGGCAAGUUCCCAGAUAUCCCCCUGAAGCCAGAGGUGCUGGCGGACGAUGGUGCGGCUCUUGACAGCGAAGAGCAGGUAGACCCGGCCACGCAGCGCCCGGAAUUACCAGUGAAGACGCUGGGCUUCUUUAUAGUGUGUGUCUACGCGUACCUCAUCCUCCCCCUCCCCCAUUACGUGAACGGACUCUUUCUGGGAAUUGGCGUUGGAUUCAUGACUGCAGUUUGCAUGAUUUGGUUUUUUACACCACCAAGUGCUCAUAAAUAUCACAGACUACAUAAAAAUCCAGGACGGUGGAACACAAGGUCUCUGGAUAUCAAAGAGCCUGAAAUACUUAAGGGAUGGAUGAAUGAGAUUUACAACUAUGAUCCAGAAACUUACCAUGCAACUUUGACACAUUCAGUCUUUGUUCGGCUUGAGGGUGGGACCUUAAGACUUUCAAAGCCUAAUAAAAAUAUAUCCAGGAGAGCAAGCUAUAAUGAAACAAAACCAGAGGUCACCUACAUCAGCCAGAAAAUCUAUGACCUCUCAGACAGUAAGAUUUAUCUUGUACCUAAAAGUUUGGCUCGAAAGCGAAUCUGGAAUAAAAAGUACCCUAUUUGUAUCGAGCUUGGUCAACAAGAUGACUUUAUGUCUAAGGCCCAGACUGAUAAAGAGACCUCUGAAGAAAAGCCACCAACUGAGAGAGAGCUGGGAGGGGAGGACCCUAAGAAGCCGUCCCAUCCUCCUGAGGGAACAAGAGCUGGCCAGCGAGAUCAGAUACUGUAUCUCUUUGGGAGAACUGGCAGAGAAAAAGAGGAGUGGUUUAGGAGAUUUAUUCUGGCAUCUAAGCUGAAGUCAGAACUCAAGAAGCCACCUGGUGUCUCUGGAAGUAAACCAGGGCUUUUGUCCUCACACAGCAGACACAGCAGUCCCUCGGGGCACCCAGCCCACAGCCGCAGCAGCAGCAAAGGCAGCGUGGAGGAGGUGAUGUCCCAGUCAAAGCAGAAGGAGCUCGUGGGCGGUGUGCGGCAGAAGGUGCUUCUGGACUACAGCGUGUACAUGGCCAGAUGCAUCCCCCAAGAGGACCAAAGCCCCCGGAGGAGCCCUGUGCAGAGCGCUGAGAGCAGCCCCACGGCUGGGAAGAAGCUGCCGGAGGCACCACCCACUGAGGAGGAAGAACAGGAAGCCUGGGUGAACGCCUUGCUUGGAAGACUGUUUUGGGACUUCUUAGGAGAGAAAUACUGGUCUGAUCUGGUAUCUAAGAAAAUCCAAAUGAAACUCAGCAAAAUAAAGCUCCCCUACUUUAUGAAUGAGCUAACUCUGACGGAACUUGACAUGGGGGUAGCUGUGCCAAAAAUCCUUCAGGCCUUCAAGCCUUAUGUUGAUCACCAAGGACUCUGGAUCGAUUUGGAAAUGUCCUACAAUGGGUCCUUUCUGAUGACUCUCGAGACCAAAAUGAAUUUGACCAAACUAGGUAAAGAGCCUCUUGUUGAAGCCCUGAAGGUUGGAGAAAUUGGCAAAGAAGGUUGCAGGCCCAGGGCAUACUGUCUGGCUGACAGUGAUGAGGAAUCCUCCAGCGCUGGCUCCUCCGACGAAGACGACGCGCCAGAGCCCAGCACAGGAGACAAACCACUUCUCCCAGGGGCUGAAGGGUAUGUUGGAGGUCACCGAACAAGUAAGAUUAUGAGGUUUGUUGAUAAAAUUACCAAGUCAAAAUAUUUCCAGAAAGCAACGGAAACAGAGUUCAUUAAAAAGAAGAUUGAAGAAGUCUCCAAUACACCCCUGCUGCUAACUGUAGAAGUACAAGAAUGUAGAGGAACCUUGGCGGUGAACAUCCCACCACCCCCGACUGACCGAAUAUGGUAUGGUUUCCGGAAGCCGCCAUAUGUAGAGCUGAAAGCGCGGCCAAAACUUGGAGAGAGAGAGGUGACUUUAGUUCAUGUGACAGACUGGAUAGAGAAGAAACUGGAGCAAGAGUUUCAGAAAGUUUUUGUCAUGCCAAACAUGGAUGAUGUUUAUAUCCCUAUAAUGCACUCGGCCAUGGACCCUCGCUCCACCUCCUGCCUCCUCAAAGACCCACUAGUGGAGGCUGCUGAUCAGCUCUGAUGGGUGAAGAUCUGACGUUCCCAGUAUUAUGAGACCUGGCUCAACGUGUGGGGCUCCUGGCUGCCAUCUGCUGUAGCACUGUGCCACAGCUUUCGCCCUCUGCCUGCCGGUGCCCAUUCCACUGUGAGGUGUCAGUCAUUCCACGCAUCCAGCGUCUGGUGUCUGGAUUGCCUGCUGCAAAGCUUUGACUCAGCAAAGUUGACUGGGAGAAUCAUCACAGAUUCAGAGGUUAUAGGUGACUCACACCCUGGCUUUUUGGCAUCUACCAGUUUCUGUGGCAGAAGAGCACAAGAAUGUGGCUAUACAACUGGAAGGCUUCCCUUUGCCUCCAUGACUCCUCCACAGCUUUUCCUCAGCCAGUCAGGGCACAAUGGAAUGUUUUCUCACUUCUAGUUUGUGUGUGAUGCAGCCCUCCACUCCCAGAGAAUGUCAAUUCAGUAACAUGCUUAAGAGGGUGGGGAGUGGAAUUGUGGAACCAUUUCAUUGGUGAUAAAGAUACACGCAUAGCAACUUACUUUUUUUCAUAUUAAAUUGUGCUUUUGGAAGCAAGUAGCCAUAGAACACUCACACACUAUCAGCUGGGGUGAGGACAGUGGGAUUAAUGUGAACAUUAGGCAAAGCCAUGAGAUCAAACCAUCCCAAGCCUUUUAUCAAUGAGGUACAAUCAGUCACCUGGUUUCUAAUCCCAAAUGUUUUCCUGAAACAUGAGCAUACAUGAAAAUGUCAAACACUGCACAUGUCUGCACUGGGGUGGGCCCAGAAAGCCAGAGCUACUAUCUUUCCAUUUGGCACACCCUGUUUCUGGAAGCUUUACAUAGGCAUCUAAAUGCUUUGCAAUUUGUGGGCCAUUUCCUUUUCUGAUAGCCAAAAUGGAGAACUACCCUCUAUCAUUGUUAGAGUGAAGACUGAGUUUGCUCAACAUCAAACACUAUAUUUAAACUAAUGUGACCUCCUUUACUGUUGCCAACUUUACUUUGUGCAUUUGUGUCAGAAUACUUAGUUUACAAGUUUGGGGGCUUUGUAUCAUUUGCUUUGAGUACACUUAAAAUACAAACUUUGUUUAAAGCUGAAUUCAGCAUCAAAAUUACCUUGGGUACCUUGGGUAAUUUUGAUAACGUAAUGUGUGGACAAAGCUAAUAGUGAUUUUUUAAACAGCACCUUGCCUGAACAUACCUGUAAAGAAAUUAAUAUAUUGAAAAAUUGUAUUUGAACCCUUACUUUAAUUGCACCAUUAAAACAUUUGACUUAAAUUAUUUGA